AAGAAUUAAACAAAGAAACUUCACACUCGUUAUACUUCCAAUUUUCUUUUUCCCUUUGUUGUUACGUUACUCAAAAAUUUUCGAUUAAUACUUUCAUUCUUCGUUCAAUUUUCUCCUUCUUUUUCAUUCCUCAUUUAUUUUCUUCAUUUUCGUUAAACACAAAUAUGAGCAUCACACAAGCACAAGUAGGCACGACAGGAUUCAAACCGUGCCCGUGCACAUGCCCGGGCCCGGGCUGGGCCUAGCAAAAGUAACAAAUGGGUUUGCACGACAUGAAAUAAAUGGGAUUGAAGCAUGUCUGUGUCGUGCCGGCCCAAGCACGGCCCAACGCCCAUGUACAAGUGGAUGAUUAUAGUCGUGUUGUUUGGGUGUUCUUGAUGAAGUUUAAGUCAGAAGUUAGUCGCCACUUACUUUAUUUCUAUCACAUAGUGCAAGCUCAAUUUCACAAGCAGUUUCAUCGUAUCCAGGCAGAUAAUGGUCUGGAAUUUGCCACUUCUGAGUUACGGGACUUUUAUGAGAAUUCCGGUAUUAUUCUGCAGACUUCUUGCACCGACACUCCGCAACAAAAUGGUGUGGUCAAACGGAAACAUCGCCAUUUGUUGGACACAACUCGUGUUAUCCUCUUUCAUGCCAAUAUCCCGGUGACCUUUUGGAGAGAGUGUGUCUUAACUGCGGCCUAUCUACUUAAUCGGUUGCCUCUUACUCCCAUUGGCAAUCGUUCGACCUAUCAGCUUAUUUUUGGUAAGGAUCCUUCAUACGAGCACUUGCACAACUUUGGUUGUCUGGUCUAUGCGCGUGACAAUCAUCAUUGGUUGGAUAAGUUUGGCUCUCGUGGUCGCGCACGUAUAUUUGUUGGUUAUCCGGGCACUCAACGUGGGUAUCGCAUCUGGGACUUGGAGCAGAAAAGGAUCUAUACGUCACGCGACGUCAAGUUCCUUGAGCAUAUUUUCUCACACCAGCUCUCGACUUCCCCUAAUGCUUCUCAGCCGCAUCUGGUGGGUGUCCCUUCCUCGAUGCCCCCUGCUUCGUCGUCUUUCGUUGAUAACUCGCCUUGCCCUUCAUCUCCUGUCGUCCCCGUUGAGUCCACCUGCCCAACCUCUCAGAGGCCUGGCAGGCCUCCUCCCAAAUCCUCUCGAUAUCAUUCCCCGCCCAUCGUUACUUCUCCUGCACAGUCGACGCCACCUGUCACUCCUUCUCCAGUUGCUCCCUUGCCUGCCUCCACUUCGGCGGCUCAGUCUUCUCCUCCCACCGUCUUGGUUUCGCCUGGUCCUGCUAGCUCUCCAGCUCCUCGACAAGGUGACCGUAUUCGUCAACCGUCCACUCGUCUAGGUGGAUAUGAUGUCAACCUACCCGAUUUUGCACACUCAGCCGAAGUCACUUAUCCGCUGGAUGAUCACUUAUCCGCUUUUCACUUAUCGUCGGGGGUCUACCUUUGUUGCUACUCUUAUAUAUGUCGAUGACUGACACGCUACGACACAACACCAAACAGCGACCAAGUGUAAUCGCAGUCCAGGAAUGCAGUAAAGUGGCAAGUCUAAUUAUCAACCCGGGGUCUAGAUCUACUGCCUACUCCGUGAAUAUCUAUUAUCUAGCAAACUAAGUUGAUUGAUUGUGGUUAUAACUAAAAGCAGUAAGAAAGCAGGAAUUGGUUCAGUUUUCUGAAGCAAAUGAAGAGUCACUCGGGAAUGAGUCCCCCCAGCUCCUUAGUUAGGUCUCAGUAGUAAUUACCCUGGGUUGAUUUACUGUUGAUUAAACUGCGGAAGAUCCGACAGUAGCUUGGAAUCUCUCAAGCUGACCAAGCCCUCUCAGGCUAACUACCCGGCGACUAGUCUUCACCGGGAUAAAAAGCUGAAGCAAUAAGCACAGAACUCCACUACUGGAAUUGGAUUCCAGUACAAAGCAGUAGACUGACUAACUCUCGUAUAGCCAAUCUACUACUACCGAAUGAAGAAGCUCUCACAACCUAAUCAGAUUCUAUCUAUCUCAGGUCGCAGUAGAAAUCAAGAAAAGCUGAUCAGACUUCAAUGAAUCAUGCAUCAUUCGAUUAAAACCAAACAGUAUAGCAAUCCCAAGUCAUUACAAUCAUGAUCCCUAACACAUGGAACUAGGGUUCUUCAUACCCAAGUGAAAGAAUCUGCUCUGGGAUGAUGAUUUUCACUCCUAUGAUGAUCUCCAAGCUUGAUUUGAUGAAACCCAGCUCCAAGAUCGCUUCUAGGGUGAGUUCUUCGCACUUUCUCUCUCUAGGGCUCUGUUUUUGCUCUGAAAAUUCGAUGCCUUCACUUGUGGCUCGAAAUUGGGUUAAAACCAGAAUUCCCGACUCACACGGGCAGGCCACACGGCCGUGUGGCCUUUCCUAGGCUGCCCGUGUGAGUGUGAAAACACAGAGUUUUGAUUAAGUGACUUCAGCCAUCCCACACGGCCGUGUGGACUUCCAGGGCGCCCGUGUGGCUUCUCAUCUUCUCGCCAAACGUCCAAACUUCGUCCAAUCGACCCCGAACUCGUUCCCAAACCUUCAUUCACGUACUAGGACCUGAAAUAUCACAAACAAGCACAACCUUGCGUGAAAUCGGCCUAAAACACGAGAAUCAACAUCUCAAACGGCUCAAGAAUAGGGGUAAAAACAUGUGCAAUUAACGGUCUAUCAAACUCCCCCACACUUAACCGUUUGCUUGUCCCCAAGCAAACGUGACUCAAACCAAUGCAACUCUCCAGACCUCUAUAGCAACAUGCAACCCCGAUCGUCGGUAGAGGAUUUUCUAGAUCAUUUAGCAACUUACGAGGUCAACUGGUCUUCUAAGACGCCUCCUAUCUCUCUCAAUGCGAGUACUGGAUCAUGAGAAGCAGUGAAACUAAGACAUUCAAUUCAUGGAUAAGGAGACUCACACAAUUCAACAACCAAGGACUCAUUGUAUCGGGUGCUUUUUCAUUUCAUUUCACUUGUUGGAACCCCUUCUUCUUACUAUUUGUUUUUUUUUUCUUUGCUGGGGUUCCAACUGCAGUUUGUAUACGCGGUCUGCCCUUAUUAGGUGAGCAAGAGCAAUUUCUGUACAUCUGUCACUCGCCAGAGUACUUCUUUUAACUCCUAUUCCUCACUUCGUGUGGAGGGUCAAUGAAAUUAAGGGGGAUCGGAAGCUCUAUCUGUGCCCUUAAAAACACAUCCUCAAGUAGGCAAACCGUUCAACGGGUGGAAAUUUUACUUGUACUAGAGACAACUUAGCUUCACCUUGUAGGCCUACCCCACCAAGGAUCACUAAAAUCUCUUCCAAAACCUGAUUUUGUGCAAUGAACGGUGCCACACACG
Molecule: messenger RNA, 3301 nt
Organism: Linum trigynum
Lineage: Eukaryota; Viridiplantae; Streptophyta; Magnoliopsida; Malpighiales; Linaceae
Source: the annotation of a GenBank genome assembly